AAGUCGUCCGUUCGCUGUAUUGAACCCUCGUAAUAAGGAAACUGUUUAUGUAGAAAAGUACAUUUACUUAAACUUCGUAGGGAAGUGAACAGAGUUUGGCUCUGUGGUUGAACCCUCGCGAUCUUGUUUGUUUCCACCUUCAAAUGGGAGGGCGGUGAAUGUUGUCGAGGAAGAGACGAGUUUCAGACGUUAGUCUAGUUAUUGCGGAGUUAAAUAAUCAGUUGGCUAAUUGUGGAUCAGCUUUAGCGUGUAAAUAACUAUGCGAGGUUCCAGAUAACCAAUGUCGGAUUAGCAGAAGCUAGAAUGUUGGUAGCAUAAUAAGCUCUCUAAAUUGCUUAGCAUUCUGCUAAGAUACUUGUGUCUUCCUAGUUUCGAGAAGGCUGGAAAUGUUUACAUGGCGCACAGAAAAGAAGUGUUUAAAUCAAAAGUUCUCCAGAAGCUCUAUCCUGCAAUUACCACUGAGGGAAAGGAAGAAAACUUAUCAGCCAUUUCAGAAGAUCAGGCCACAACAACUCAUGUGAAAAGAACAUGCGGAGAAGAAAAUGCAGUUGGAGAUACAGAGAAGCCACAAAAUGCAGCCAGUCAAUGCCGCCGGAUGUACACAGUCCUACCUCCUCCUCAAGGCUAUAAUGUACAUGCAGAGAAAUCUGUCACACUCUUCCAGCUUGAAAGCGUAAACCGUGAAGAAGAUCCUGCUGAGGAAAGUGUGCAUAGGAACAAUGAAAAGGAAGAUGAAGAAAAGGAGAUGGAAGACCAGAAAAGGAAAAAAAGAAAAAGAAAAAAGAAGAAGCCAGGCCCUUCUCAAGACUCUUGGAAAGAUGGCCCUCCGGUGAGCGACGGGUCAGGUCAGAGUCAGGUGGCAGUGGACAGAGGAAGCGAGCACAUUAGCAGGAACAAGAAGAGAAAGCUGAAGAAGAAGAGGCACAAAGAGAAGUUGCUGUCCUUCGGACUGAUGACCCGUGCUGCUGCUCUGGAGUUCACUUACAGUAGAGAUGCAGAGGAGGAGGAAGAUAACCAGAGAAAAGCUGCUGAGGUGUCAGAGUUCCUGAAGACAACACUGGAAAUCUAUUUGUCAGACUCCUCUCCUCAUGGAGUCAAGUUUCCUCAUCUUUCUGCUACAGUGGAUGGCCUUCUAAUGUGUCUAGAAAGCGGAUCUAACCCAAACUCUGUUCUCAACAAGCUGUACAGUCUUAAAAAAUUAGUUCAACAGAAUCAAGCUGACAGUCUAGAAUUGGCACUCGCGGAGCUCAACAACGACGCCUAUAUGUCUGAAGAGGAAGCCAAUGCUGUUGUUUCCCUUUUCAAAUACUGGAUCACAGAGAUUCUUCCUAUGCAGAGAGACAAGGAGGCAAGACUUCUAACCACACAGCAAUAAUACCGUCUGCAACUAAACACCAGACACCGUACAGAGGGAUUAUUUGUGCUUUUUGGGAAAUAGUUUGGACUCUACUGAAAGUGAUUUAUUUUCACUUUUUUGUUUUAAGAAAAUGAAAAAAAAUAUAUUUUAAGGAUUGCUGUGUCAAGUUUUCUGUCCUUAUUUAUGUGAACAAGAACAUUUUUAAGUUUUUUUCUUUUUUGUAUGAGUUAUCUUGAAGUAAAGCACAU
Poeciliopsis prolifica (blackstripe livebearer) is the source of this 1605-nucleotide messenger RNA. RefSeq names its product glutamate-rich protein 1. The transcript has 6 exons. The record is from RefSeq and is a predicted model, not a curated record. Lineage: Eukaryota; Metazoa; Chordata; Actinopteri; Cyprinodontiformes; Poeciliidae. Bases 395 to 1375 code for a protein of 326 amino acids.